Messenger RNA from Cryptotermes secundus, 457 nucleotides. RefSeq lists its product as uncharacterized. NCBI's taxonomy places the organism in Eukaryota, Metazoa, Arthropoda, Insecta, Blattodea, Kalotermitidae. The record is from RefSeq and is a predicted model, not a curated record. The coding region runs from base 122 to 457 and encodes 111 amino acids. The transcript is spliced from 4 exons.
UGAAGCAGUCAGUGAGGCGAACUGUGAGUGUUUUCAAUGUUGUGAAAACACAAAUUCAUAAAAUAAGUUUUACAAAUAGGCUUAUACGUUAUAUUUUGCGCAUAAUUACUGGUUUUAAAUUAUGCAACUAAGCAACAAAGAGAAACGAAGACAUACUGUACUACAACAGUGGCUAUCAAAGAUUAUCAGCAUGACCGAGGUAAAAACGGAGUAUGUGGUAAGGAACCUGCAAACAGAGAAAGAGAGAGGCCCUCACAUCUUGGCAAGGCUUGCUCGCCUCAACAUCUUGUGUCUCUAUGAAACAGUGCAGUAUGGACCACCCACUGUAGUAUGCGGUGACGGAGUUUGUGACCAGUGGCGGCUCGUUUGCCUAGACACUAGAAGAAUGGUCGCUUGGACGAUGAAGUCAAUUCCUCUGCAACCCCGGGCCAUCCACCGUAUGGACCACCCACUGUAG